Molecule: messenger RNA, 2976 nt
Organism: Paramormyrops kingsleyae
Lineage: Eukaryota; Metazoa; Chordata; Actinopteri; Osteoglossiformes; Mormyridae
Product: endothelin receptor type B-like
Biological process (GO): endothelin receptor signaling pathway; enteric nervous system development; developmental pigmentation
Cellular component (GO): plasma membrane
Molecular function (GO): endothelin receptor activity
Source: RefSeq, a predicted model, not a curated record
GGGGCAGUGGGAAGAUCCGGAGCGGAGACUGCAGCACUGCCCGUCCGACGGGCAUCCAGCUGUGCGCGGAGUAACUUAAACAAACAUAGGAAUGUACAGAUUUUACAAUGCCCAGUGUCUGGAAAGCUCAGAGGAAUACUAGACUGGAAUAACUGUUUAGUGGUCCCCAAAGGACAAACGACAAAAGUACAUUAUAGAAACCAAGGUCAGUCUGAAGCGGCUCCUCCGUCACCCCGUCAGAGAAUGAAAAUCGCCGUGCUCCUCUGCCUCCUGGUGGCCGGGACAGGGGCUGCGCAGUUCGCCAAUGGCAUCACGGCGAGCACCUUAAUGGAGGCUCCCGUUGCCCCGAGCAACGCUUCCCAGUCUGAAGUUCCAGCGGCGAGGCCCGCCUCUCCCCGGGCCCCCUAUCCACCAAUGUGUGUCAAGCAAACUGAGAUCAAGCACGCCUUCAAGUACGUCAACACAGUGGUGUCCUGUCUGAUCUUCGUGGUGGGCAUCAUUGGGAACUCGACCCUGCUGCGCAUUAUCUACAAGAACAAGUGCAUGCGGAACGGGCCCAAUGUGCUCAUUGCCAGCCUGGCCCUAGGGGACCUGCUCUACAUCCUCAUCGCCAUUCCUGUCAAUGUCUUUAAGCUGCUUGCUGAAGACUGGCCAUUCGGGGUGCACGUCUGCAAACUCAUGCCAUUUGUCCAGAAGGCUUCUGUAGGCAUUACUGUGCUCAGCUUGUGUGCCCUCAGCAUUGACCGAUACCACGCAGUGACAUCCUGGAGCCGGGUGAAGGGCAUCGGCAUCCCGUUGUGGAAGGCAGUGGAGGUGACACUGAUCUGGGUGGUGGCGGUUGUCUUAGCUGUGCCGGAAGUGCUGGCCUUUGACAUGAUGGAGAUGCCCUACCGCGGGACCAAGCUGCGUGUAUGCCUUCUGCAUCCGCAGCAGAGCACACCCUUCAUGAAGUUCUACCAGGAUGUGAAGGACUGGUGGCUCUUUGGCUUCUACUUCUGCCUUCCCCUGGCCUGCACGGGAGUCUUCUACACCCUGAUGUCCUGCGAAAUGCUCAGCCGCAAGAAGGGAAUGCGCAUAGCCCUCAACGACCACAUGAAGCAGCGUCGAGAGGUGGCCAAAACCGUAUUCUGCCUUGUGGUGAUCUUCGCCCUGUGCUGGCUCCCUCUCCACCUCAGCCGAAUCCUAAAAAAGACAGUCUACAACCAGAACGACCCGAACCGAUGUGAACUCCUAAGUUUCCUGCUGGUGAUGGAUUACAUCGGUAUCAACAUGGCUUCCCUAAAUUCUUGUAUCAAUCCUGUGGCACUAUACUUUGUGAGCCAGAAGUUUAAAAAUUGCUUCCAGUCUUGCCUGUGCUGUUGGUGCCAGAGACCAUCAAGAAACAUCUCAUCCACAGACGAAAGGAUUAUGGGCGUGCGCUGGAAGGGAUACUGCCACGAGCACGGCCUGGAUCGGACCAGUUCUCGGUCUAGUCAGAAGUACAGCUCCUCCUAAGAACAAAGCACCUGGGCUGACUGGGACAGAAAGUGGGAAGAUGGUCAAACAGCAAAAUCCAUGCCAGCCCAGUCUAAACACUGCUAGACACGAGGGCUUCUGCUGUGUCACAGCCACACUGAAGGGGACAGGGGGACAAAUGUGAAUAACUGGAACCACCAAUCCAAGCAGCAAAUAAAUGCAUCUACAGUCUGCAUCUCUCUACCCAGAGACAUUGUUUCCUUGCGACACCUUAAAGAAGAUUUACACACACAUACGGAAAACCUAGUGUGUCUCCAACAAAGACACUUAGAGCAUGACUGUGUUUAAGCAGAAGAUGAUUGCAGAAGAGCACACUGGCUGGGCCUGUGCAAGUCUGCGGACAGCAGGCCCAAGGUGAACCUGGAACACUGUGACAUCACCUCCAUGGGAGAAAUAUAAGCUUUAGCCAUUUUUAUGAAUGGACAACUUUAUUUGAAUUUCAGUAUUACAGAGUUUCUUAUGUACAUACCGUAUUGAUAUAUACUUCUAAACAAAUGUAUCUUUGUUGAAUAGUUCAUUGGAAAAUGACACCAAAGACAAGAAGACAUAGUUCAGGAGAAGAUCUUCUACCAACUAGCCGCCACUAUAUAUAUUUUUUUGUUUCAGAAUUUGAAUUAGUUGACUUUAACCAUAAUGCUGUGGGUAUACAGAUCAAAGCUGAUGCCUUCCCCAACGAAAAUGACCUUUCAUGAUAAGAAUGUUUCGUAUCUGUAUUAUGUUGGCUCACAUUCUGAACAGUAUGGAUUUUAUUUAUUUACAAUUAUCAGGCAACUUCAGCCCCAACAUCUGGAACUGAAGCAGUAAUGUAUUAAGCACCGAUGAUUGUGGCUGAGAGUCUGUUUAUUUUCUAGAAUUUUCAUGGCGGACUGAGGGAGUCUGACACAGAAAACACGCAAACCUCUCAAGCUCCAUGAGUAAUUGUUUAUUAAUAGCAUUUGCAAAUUAAAAUAUAUCCAAAAAUGUGUUUGAAUCUUUAUGCCAGUAUAUUCCACUUAAUCUGAACGAAAUCCUGAACUCCUAAUGUUUUCAUUUAGGUUUGUUCAAUGAAGAUCUACUGUACAUAUGUACAUAUUAAAUAUCACUUUUCCCAAUCAAGUAUUUCAUCUAUUGCAAUGGUACAAAUUUUUUUUUAUUGAAUUUCUAAGGAGACAUUAAAUAUAAAAAGAUGUGAUUUGCUGAAAAAAUAUAUAUAUAAACAUUUAUAAAGAUAUACCUAUAUGUCUGUACAUACGUCUGUACUUUCAUGUGAGAUAUCACUGCCAGCUAUAUGAUUAAAUUUUGUCUAAAUGCCCUUCCAGAUUUUAUGUUAUGUAAAACUAUGUUCACAAGCUUAGCAUUUCAUUGUUGUGUGAAGGGUUAACACCGUGUGUCUGUUCUAAAAACAAGUUUUGAAUAUAAGCAAAGCUUUUUAUACUGUACCUAGUUGUUGGCCAAUAGAGCAAAUAAAUGCUAUUUUAUCAU